UCUCCCUCCUCCUCUUCUCCCUUCUCCUUCUGCUCCAGCUCCGCGAGGGCCCGGCCGCUGCUCCGCGCCCCGCCCCGCCCCGGGGAUGCGCUGCUCGGCGGCCGCUCGUAGGAGCUGCGCGGCGGGCGGGGAGCGGGAUGGAGGUGGAGGAGGCGUUCCCACUGGUGGGGCAGAUGGGCCCUUACCAGGUGUACCUGUGUGUCCUGCUGGCUGUGCUCCUCCAGCUUUAUGUGGCCACUGAAGCCAUCCUCAUCGCAUUGGUGGGUGCAACUCCUCCCUACCACUGGGAUCUCCAAGGGCUCUCAGCUAAUCAGAGCCAUGGCAACCAUUCAGAGAGCGAGCAGAGAGCUUUUGGGGAAUGGCUUCUGACUGCCAAUGGCAGCGAGGUGCGUAAGCACGUGCACUUUGGCAACAGCUUCACAUCCAUAGUCUCUGAGUGGUUUUUAAUUGGCAAUGCAUCAUACAAAGUCAGUGCUGCCAGUUCUUUCUACUUCAGCGGUGUGUUUGUUGGAGCCAUCUCCUUUGGCCAGCUGUCUGAUCGCUUUGGGAGGAAGAAAGUCUAUCUCACAGGUUUUGCUCUUGACAUUGUAUUUGCCAUUGCGAAUGGAUUCUCACCCUCGUAUGAAUUCUUUGCCGUUUCCAGAUUCUUGGUAGGGAUGAUGAAUGGUGGGAUGUCACUGGUAGCCUUUGUUCUACUGAAUGAGUGUGUGGGUACAGCCUACUGGGCAUUAGCAGGUUCUAUUGGUGGCUUGUUCUUUGCUGUUGGAAUUGCCCAGUAUGCUUUAUUAGGGUAUUUCAUUCGUUCCUGGAGGACUCUGGCUGUUGUGGUUAAUCUGGAAGGAACAGUUGUCUUUCUCCUCUCUCUAUUCAUUCCUGAGUCCCCACGCUGGCUCUAUUCCCAGGGCCGUCUGAACGAGGCAGAAGAUGCCCUCUACCUCAUUGCAAAGAGGAACCGCAAGCAGAAAUGCACUUUUUCAUUAAAGCUCCCAGCAGAGAGGAGCUCCAGAGAGGCUGGCAGCUUUCUGGACCUGUUCCGAUACAGGAUUCUCCUGGGACGCACCUUGAUCAUGAUGUUCACCUGGUUUGUGUGCAGCUUGGUUUACUAUGGUCUCACCCUUAAUGUGGGUGACUUAGGUGGAAGUAUUUAUGCCAAUUUAGCCCUGUCAGGCUUGAUAGAAAUCCCAGCGUACCCAAUCUGUAUUUACUUGAUUAACCAGAAAUGGUUUGGUCGGAAGCGAACGCUGAGUGCAUUUCUGUUCCUGGGAGGAUUGGCUUGUCUUAUUGUCAUGUUUCUGCCUAAGAAGAGAGAUACUGGAGUGUUUGCAGUGGUGAAUAGUCGCUCUCUGUCUUUGCUGGGAAAACUGACAAUCAGUGCUGCUUUUAACAUUGUCUACAUCUACACAUCAGAACUUUAUCCCACAGUCAUCAGGAAUGUUGGAAUGGGUGCCUGCUCCAUGUUUUCCCGUGUUGGUGGAAUCAUUGCGCCUUUUGUCCCUUCAUUGAAAUCUGUACAGUGGUCUCUGCCUUACAUUGUGUUUGGAGCAACUGGUCUGUUGUCUGGGCUCUUAAGCUUGUUGUUGCCAGAGACCCUAAACAGCCCUUUGCUAGAAACUAUUUCAGACCUGCAGGUGUGCUCCUACUGGAGGCUGGGUGAUGAAGCCAUGUCACUGCAAGCCCUAGAUGGCUCACAGUCUGGAGACAAAGACAGCUCUACAGGGAGUGGAAGUGAAGAUGAGGAGUUCUAUGAUGCUGAUGAAGAGACUCAUAUGAUCAAGCAAUGAAAA
Poecile atricapillus (Black-capped chickadee) is the source of this 1784-nucleotide messenger RNA. It is a transcript of the gene SLC22A15, whose product is annotated as solute carrier family 22 member 15. The record is from RefSeq and is a predicted model, not a curated record. Gene Ontology annotation, biological process: transmembrane transport. Bases 138 to 1781 code for a protein of 547 amino acids. Lineage: Eukaryota; Metazoa; Chordata; Aves; Passeriformes; Paridae. The transcript has 12 exons. Gene Ontology annotation, cellular component: membrane. Gene Ontology annotation, molecular function: transmembrane transporter activity.